UGUCAAACUGACAGCAGUUUUCCGCCGCCAUUCGAAAACAAUGUUUCUAUGUUCAAGAAUGGGUUAAAAAGUAAAAAAUCUUGAGUUUUUCCACCGAAAUGGAGUCCGACCCGUUCAUAAACAGCACCAUCGACGAACCGGAAACGUCAAAAUGGAACGCCAACUCUUCCACUUUCGGAAAUUUAGACGACAUAAAAAUGGAUUCGAAUUUUGCUAUGUUAUUGUGCAGUUUAUUGUUCGCAGUCGGAUGGGUGAUUUAUAUAACGUAUUACAACUCUCGAUUGGUCGCUUUCAUCAUUACCAAAAUCAUGAAUCGGUUCUUCAUCAGCGAGGGAUACUUUAAAAUUGGGUCUUUGUCACUGAAUGCUCUCUCGGGGAAAAUAAUGUUCAGGGACGUUGUUUACAUCACUUAUGAUUACACGAUUCGGGUCCAGGACGGUUAUUUGAUCUUCCGGUGGUGGAGGUCUUACGUCCCUAAGGACGUAAGUGAGGAUUUAUCGCACUCUGAUACCCGACUUUCCGUUAUGUUGAACGGCUUUGAGCUACAUGUGUACAACAGAUCGCAACUUUACUCAAAUCUGGAGCGAAUUUUCGGAAUUGGGCCCAACAUUAUCCCAAAUUAUGACAACAAAACGACGGAGAAUUUAACGAAUUCGGAGAGUCACAUCGAUAGUAGGAAGCAAAGGCCGGAGGCAGCCAUGGCGAGGACUUGGCGAGACUUAAUUCCAGUGAUUAAAAUCGACGUGUCGUCGAGCCGACUGGUUUUUGGUAAUCGACUAGUCCCCACCACCCUUAGCAUCACCUUCGAAGAGUCCCAUUUUGUCUACUCCACGAAACCGGCCGUUUGCACCCUCGACCGUUUCAUGCAUUUUGUCAAAUCCAAGGCUGAGAACGUCCGCGUGAUGCUCGCCCCCAGUCUCAAAUACACCGGAAUGCUCGACGAGCCCCCACGUUACAUGGGCGAAGGCUUCGUUCUCAUGUCCACUAACGACCUUGAGCUUUAUUUUUACAUGGACGAGCCUGGACAAGUCCCCGAAGAACCAGUUUUGGUGACUUUAGCCAACGGUGAUAUAGUCGAAUCGAGUCCCCCACAAUGGGGGGUUGACAUAAAGUGUGGCAAAGGAACGGAUUUUAGUUACGGCCCGUGGGCUGACCGACAACGCGAACACUUAUUCAAGUUUUUCUACCCCCAAGAUUACCUCCCAAUGGAAGUGACUAAAAUGCCAAAACCAGGGGAGAAAAGACAAAUGCAAUCGUUUGAUGUGCGUUUAUUGAUGCAAAAUGACGCCACGAUUGAUAUUCUCUUCACCAAAGAUAAGGAAACAAAUGCUGUGCAUAUUAAUGUGGGGGCUGGGAGCUAUCUCGAGGUCACACUACCAUGGAUCACACUCCAAGAUGGCUACGCGACAAAAAUCACAGGACAGUUACUCCAUCUCGAGGCUACGACAAGUCUCCAAUUUCGGGAUUUUAUCGAAAGUGAAACGUUAGAAUUUUGUCUUUUGUGUCAUUAUCCACUUGUGUGGAACGACCACCAAUUGUGGGAAAUCAAUCUUACGGGUUGUAAAGCCACAGUUAAGUUGAUUUUUACCCACAAGUGGUUUUUUCAAGACUUGAUUAAUGAUUGGGCAUCGAAACAAAUCCCCGAUUUGAUGCAUUUUGUGCCCUACACGUGGCGUUUUGGUCUCACAUUGAAACAUUGCGAACUUAUCACUCUAGUCAAUCAAUACAAUUGGAUAGAUUGCAGUAGUGUGGGUCAGAAGAAUCGUUUAGAAAACACACAGUUGGCUCUAUGUGCACAUUUUUUGCACAUGUCGUUUGAUUUACCCUUCGAUGAGUUUCUACCCGAAACAGUACCGUUAAAUUUCAGUAUUCAAGGCGAAAGUAUCGAUUUGAGUUUGUUCAUUCCCGAGUUUCACACAAGUCGGAAUGUUGUUCAAGCGUUGGAGAAGUACGCCAAAGUUUUAUCGAAAGAUGGAAGCACAACAAAGAAGGCUGAAAUUAUACCCAAGUGGCGGAAUGAGUGUCAAAGUAGUUGUGGUUGGGUCGACUUGUGGUGGGUCCCAAUCGGGGCUAUCAACAUUGUCUACACUUACCAUCCAUGUCCUCCUAUUGGUACCACCCCACAAGCCGAUAUUUCCACUCCUGUCAAAGAAGAAAUCCUCCUAUCACCGAUGCGAUUCCCCCACCAUCGCAAAAACCGAAAACGCUCACCAGAGGGCGUCCAAAAAUUCGAUCCUACGUCACUCAAAGCCGACACUGUUAGUGUCGAACUUGAAAUUGGACCUUCCGUUUUGCUACUCUACGGAACAGCAUUGAAGAAUUUUAUGAAUUUUAAAGAGAAUAUUUUCGGAGAGGAUCAAUCAUUCACCGAUAUGCAACAAUCGAAUUCGGGGGAAAACCCAAACGGGGAUUUAAAAUCAGACGAUAGUUCGGCCAAUAUUCCCUUAGAAUUACGCGAGGAUUUCGAUCAUCGAAACUAUAGGCCGUUGGAAGUUGACGUUUCGAUUAUAGCACACGAUGUGCAAGCACAUUUAUUGAAAAAUUGUACCGAAAAAGACCCUCCAUGUCCCAUUAUUUUGAUUGAAAGAGUUGGCUUUGAAAUGAAGAAAAGGUACGACCAGACUGAAUUGCAAUUAUUAGUAAGCCCAUCAGUACUACUAGUCUCCGAUAAUAUAAAUCGAGUCGCAAAAGACAAACAUUUGAAUCAAGGAAAACUAACAUUAUCAUCAUUACAGGUUCGUGGCCAUGCUAUGUUUUCUAACGUGGGUCAAUCCCUCGAUCAGGACACCAUCGAGUAUGCCUGGUUGGUGGAAGUCCAAAUGGGUAAAUUGAGUGGUAAAUUAACCUCACCUCAAUUAUACUCAGUUCUUGCCACACUUGAAACUCUCAUACUACUACUAAUGGACACUGAAAAUGAACUUAACUCGCCGAAAGAGGACGCUCUACUCACACGUCCAGUCACAACGAAGAAGAGUACAGUUUCGAGUCAAAACGUCCACGUACAACAAAUGCAACAAGCCAUUCAACAACUCCUCCAACCGAAAAGUAACGCGUCAAAUAAGAAUACUAUUUUAAAAAAUAACAAGAAAAAAAUCGACGAGGAUAAAAAAGGUUCAGUGAGGAGUACAAUAAUUGAGGAGAACAGUUUAGACAAUCAAAAUGCACACAAAUUGAAAUAUAAAUUGUGUAGAGUGGCCGUGGAUGCUGUUGAUUUUUGGUUGGUGGAGAGUGGGGUGGCAUUACAGUUGUGGGUGUCGCCAAUCAGAUUAGCCAAUUGUAAUCUACACGGGAAACAAGUGAGUUCGGGGUUGAGUUGCAUUGUUUAUAGCAUGUCGGUGAGACAGAUGGUGUGGCAAACGCAAAAAUACAAUCAUAACAAGUCGAAUUCUGACACUAUGGAUUUGUGGUUGGAAGUGGGGGCUGUGAAUUUCGGUCCUUUGAUUGUCGAAUCAGCAAUUUCGUCUGAUAUUAAAGAACAGAAUUUACAUCAAAUGCAACAGAAAUUUCUCCGGACACACGACGAACGUUGGAAGAAAUUGUGGUUUCUUUGGCCUGAAUUGAAUAAAACUAGUGGGAAAUGUGGUUGUACAGGUGGUUGCACGUUUUUCGGGACGAAUAAAAACGGGACAAGGUUUUUUAAACCGAGUCGGAAGGACCUAGAAGAUGGAAUCAACGUGGCUGCGUUUCGUGUUAAUGAACCAGGGAAGGAUCCAGGCUACGGUCAGAGUAUCCUCCACGAAAACAUGUUAAUUUUUCGGACUCCUCCCUACAUUGUUCAAGAAAUCUCCCUGCAAGAUACUUUGACUCGAAGCAAGUCACACAGUCCUCGAAUUGGCGAAAGUGAAAUUAAAAUCAGUCCGGUUGCGACCACUGAACGUGAACAUAAAGUCAAUCGUCGAUUUUCCUCAACUUCGAUGAUGAAAGAAGUGCCAUAUUCGAGACUAGUUGAAACUUGUCCUAUUCUCCCGUCAAAACUCGAUAGUGAUUCGAAAUUGCAUACCGAAGUUGGGAAAUUGUCAGUGACGAAAGAACCGGAACCGCUCCCUAAAAACAGUAUAUCUGAUUCGAAACUAGCUGUGGAUUAUUUCAACGCACCUGUGAUUGAUAAUAAUAAUGCGACGAAACCGUCCGAAUCGCAUCAUUCGCUCGGUGAAAGGAUUAGUUUGGAUGAAAAGUUGGCGCAAGAGGUGCAAAGGACGACAUCAAUGUCAAGCGAGAACCAAUCAGAAGCGUUCUUUUCAGCCGAUGAAGAUAUAAUCAAUUCGCGUAGUUCGAGUCUUCGAAAUUCAAUUCUUUUGACACGACAGGAUAGUAACAGUGUUCCACCUCAAAGAAAGAAGUUUUCGAGUGAGCUUAGUAUUGUGGCUGAUAGACCGUAUAGAACAAUAGGGCCAAUACAUGCCCCUAGUUCGGCACCUGAAGGUAGUACUCGGCUUCGCCUUGCAUCACAUCGUAGCGAUCACGAAAUUCACACACCUGAGCAUCGCAGUAUUACCACUAAUGGUCUAGUUACACCUCAAAGAUUACCAAAUGUUCGAACAUUGACAGAAACUGAUGAUCUCAAUGACAGUCUUGGUGACUCGUCUGAUAGUUACAGUAGCACAUCGUAUGUUUCUGCAGUUGGUAGUCAGGAAGAUUUCACGUUGGUAGACUUGCAUAUGCAGGUGAAUCGCUUGAUUAUCGACUCACCGAUGCUCAUGUCGUGUUAUGUCACACAUUUGACUCAAUGUAAAUGUAAGAAUUGGGGCGACCAAUCGAAACAUUCCGACCAGUUUUCAGUACCGUUGUUUGAGAAGAACGAAGAGGGGAAAUUGGUGUAUGUGGGGGCGAGGUUUGUCCCCUGUAUGGAGACAGCGAGUGAGGGGAUCACAUCGUUGAAAAUGGUGUCGAGAGGUGAAGGAAAUAAGACACCAACAUCACCAUAUGCACACGUGUGGGAUCAAGACGAAGUCGAGGGGGAUUCAACGUUUCAAGAGGAGGAAUUAUUGAGCAAUCAGAUGGAUGCAGGGUGCAGGACUAUCGUGAUUGUUAAAUUGAAAGGGGAUUUGGAUGUGAUGGUCAGUCCCUUGCUGUUGGAGUCGUUACAGAGAUUUGUCGACGCUCUCACCCCAAUUGUGGCCAACCUGCACCCCCUAACAGUCAUAAAUCAUCUCCACACGUCGUGUGUCGGUCAAGUCGAAUCCGCUAACAUCCUCAAAACAACCGAAAACAUCGCCAAAUUGUGUCAAACUCCGACUGCAGGCGACGAGGGUCCCAUCACCGAGGGCAUUUUUGAGGAAACGGUCAAGACACAACUCCAAGCUGCGAUUUUUCUCCCUAAAGUCAAUGUAACUUUACUCCAAGUCUCGAUUGUCGAAGAAAUCAUCUCGUUUUCGGCCCUCGACAAUAUGAAAGACCUCACAUGCGUCUCUCUCUUCUCGGUGUGUUUUGAUAACGUCACUGCGAAAUUACAUUGUGAUAAACAAGCACGUGAAGUACUUCAGCGUUUCCAUCGGCCGGCAGUCGUCCAAACCGGAAGUAAAAAGGGAGCGAAUCGAGCGAAAAUUUUAUUAGGACUACAAUCAAACACCAAUGCUGAUAUCAUACAAGGCGAACCUGUUUUUAUCGAAAGUUGUGAGAAACAACAACAACAACUUGUGGUGUGUCUCAAUGUUGGUAAAGCGCAUGCGCAAUUGAGACGUUUACGAAACGAAAGCUCGAUACUAGACGAUGCGAUUAUUACAGCAAUUCCGAAUUAUAAAUCGAAGGUUUUGUUCACGCCGGCGAAAGUAGGGCCCCAAUACAGGGGCCUGGAGUAUUAUCUACAACCCUCACAGAGUGACAACAACAUUGUCCAGAGUGAUGACACAAGUGAGGACAAGUUGGGUUUCAUAAUGUUUGAAUGUGGCCUCGAGGGGGUUUCCCUGAAAGUGGUGAAAAAAUCCCAAUUUGAACACGUCGAAUGCAAGUUCAACGUCAAAGAUGCGACUGAAAGUAUGAAAUCGGACGAGGCGGACGCCGAGCCCAAACCUGAAACUCCUAAAUCACGUGACGGUGGUGAAGGUGACACCGAAUUGGACAACUCGAAUGAAAGUAAAGACAAUACCGUUAUGGCGAGAGACUCCGGUAAUGUUUCGAGUUGUAUAAUCGAAUUGAAAGUUGUGUGGUUUAACUUUGCUGCGCCCCCGAGAGCCCCCAUUACACGCAAAAUCGACUAUACUCGACUCGAUUGGAAUUUAUUGAGUACAGCAUCGCCAGCAAUUAAUGCUUGGAUGAAUCCGAGCAAUCGAUUGGCUAUUAGAGUGGUACAUAUGGUGAGGAGUAUGUAUCGAAGGUCGACUGCGGUCGUGGCAUGUCUCAUGACUGAGGCACUUGAGACACAAAAAGUCCACAUGUUGGCGAAAAGUCGCUACGAUAAGUUAACACCACUCGCACAGACUUUACAUGAAGAUCCGAGCUUGCAAUUGUGUUCGAUUUUACAACAGUAUUACCUCGAGUGUGACCCUUUGGUUAUUGAGGCAAAUUUACGCGAAUCUGAAUUGCCUCAAUUGUUUACGUUGAGACAAGGUGUUGUUGUUUUGAGUCGACAAUGGAAAAACAUACUCUACACCCCUCUCUUACCUCAACAUACCGUCAAGACGAGAAUUAAACCCCUCAAUGUCACUAUUUCAGUGCCAGAAGUCGAAGAGAUCUGUCACGAUUUAGACGUGGUGGAUGUCGAGGAGAAUCAUGGUGAAGUCAGCGGUAAUGAAGAUCACGAUAUUACCGACGAACAUGCACGCUUACUACAUUCCGGCAUUAUUUUAAAACCGCACAGAAACGUGGGUGAAGCGAUCCGAGCCAGUUACUUGGACAUGCCACAAGUGGCGGUAGUGUCAGGCGGUGUUGAAAGUGUUCUCACGUCACCAAGCCCCACAGUGCAACACCGGAAACGUAAAAAAAGCUUACAACCGACUCAACAUCCUAACAGUAGUCGAGCCAGUGUUGUUUUACCAUUGCUUACUAACAAUACCUUUGGUCAGAAAUGCGAUGAUAACAUUUGUUAUGGCACGUUGCGUGAGGAUUGUCUCAUCUACAAUAUGGGUUCGGAUCCCAGUGAUGUUUACAGUCAUUCCAGUCCUGAAUUACCUUCAAGUCCGUUACACAGAACUGCUUAUACUCACUCAUCUGAAGAUUUGUACUCGUGGAUGGCAAAACAGGACACUGUAGGCACACUCAAAGGUUACAUGGAGUCAAAAAUUGACACUUUACAAACUGAAUCGUCGGGAGAUGCGGGUACUUUACCUAAACCCAGUGCAACAGCACCAGAAAUUUCACUAUAUCCCAUACACGAUUCUGUGAGGUUACUAGAUGCGAAUCAAAUUUUUCAACCAUUAUUGUUGGGUUUAGGGGUUAUGCCGCAACAAUUGAGGUUUACGACAAUGUCAGAUUCGAGUGCUGGGAACGAUGUGACGACCUUAGAUGCGCUAGGGUCGAAUUUUAGUCUUGUGGGGAAUAUGGAAACAAUGCAUAUUGAUAUAGUGGUGUCAGAACAUGGAAAAACAGAAAAGAAGAAAGGCAAGAAUAAGAGUAAGAGGCUGUUUGUUGAAGUUAAUACGAACGAAUCGCCGGCUUUUGUGUGUGAAAAAGUCUCCGUCGAGUUGGAAAUCGAUCGAAUGACAGACAUGGCCGUCAACGAAAUGAUGCGAACAAAAAACGUCCUUUACAUAUCACGUGGUCAACUCAAAAACCAUACAAGCACCGUUAUUAACUUCACAAUAGGCGUCCGUUACAUUUCCCAACGUGUCAACAUGCCCCUUUUGCGCCUCCUCCACCAAAUCACUAACAUGUACCAAAACGUCAAAGACACCCAAAACGAACUACGAGAACAACAACCAGUGGAGAUUCGUCGACCGAAAACAAGUUCGAGUGAUCAUGCCGAUAUCAAACAUCAUUCGUCGAUUUCCGAUAUUCAAGAACCACUAAUCGACACGAAACAAUUGAGUUUGAAAAUUUCAAACGGUUCAUGUACGUCACAAAAUAAACCGAUUGUUUCUCCAUCACCGAGUUUACGGUCACGUCCGCAAAGUUUCGCACAAAAAUUACGUUCAACAGGGAAAAGUGUCAAAGGUUACGUCAAUUUGAACGAAGGUGGGGGUACUCCAAUAACGAUGAGUAGUCCAUCGGGGUCGGCUUUGGAUCACAUGACCGUGUCAUCAGACAAGAGUACAGGACGAUGUUGGAAAACAAUCUAUCAUUUAUUAGAGUUGUAUGCAAAUAUGCCGGACACUAAAACAAUCAAGCAUCGAUUCUCAGUCGGUACUUAUGACAUUUCGGAACAUUACAAAGGGAAUCGAAAGUAUGAUUUAUUGACCGAAAUGAAGUCAAGUGAUGAUUUAGACAAAAACGAAUCGACACCACCACCAAUCCAAAAUAAAGUAACAAAAGAACAUACAAAAUUGGUGGUUUUUGGUGUGGCUCGCAUCCAUCGAACUCGUCUAUUGGCAACACUGUCCGGUCUUAAACUCGAAGCUGAAAUUACAAGUCUACACUCGAGUCUAACAUGUCGAAAAAAAUCAAUUCCCGCCAUGUUGGAAUGUUCAUUGACAGGUCAAAUCGGUCGUACGAUGAUCAAUCUAUUCGAGGGCGUUUCACCCAAUCAGCAAACCGUAGUCAAGGUCACUAUUGGUAAAUCCCAGACUUUGUAUUCCAGUAUUAUGAAACGUGGCAAAGAUAAAAACUCUGGUCUUUUAACAAUCGGCGCUGUUAAUAUCGAUAUUCCUCAACAUCCGGUCGCGCUUCACGGUAUGGUCACCAGAGGGAGCAAACAACUAAGUUCAACACUACAAGAAUUACGCGUAUCGCGAACAUCGAGUCGGUUAUCACGUGGUGUGCAAGUUGACGAUGACCAACAAAGUUCACCGAGUCAUCAGACGCAAAACGUUCCUGUGUCAAGUUUUGCGAAAAGUGCGACAGAAGAGAAGAGUUUAUUGCAACCGUUGGUAAUGCAGUUCUCUGUAAUUUUGCAAAGUUUAAGUAUCACAGCGGCGCUUUUACCAUCAUUGCAAGCAACGUAUAAGAUGGAUAAAGUGAACAGUGCUGGAUUUACAGGAAGUCGGGCUAAAUUCACCAUCGAUUUACCUCAUCACUCUUUGAGUUUUAAUACGGUCCUGCAGGGCCACUAUGAGAAAGUUGAAGCGAAUUUACCAUCAGAGGCGAGUAUUGCGUUGCCGGCUGUACACGUCAGUGCUGAGUACAUCCCUGAAAAUGCCACCAAUAUUCAUAAAAAUCCCGACGGGGUGGUGUUCCGCCAAGGGGGCUAUUUGAACGCACAUGCCGAUAUUGGAGUCUUCGAACACAGUCUCACAACCGAUUUAUUAAACCAUUUGGUUUUUGUACAGAAAGUGUUUAUGAAGGAGGUGAACGAAGUGGUUCAAAAGGUUUACGGUGGUGAACGACCGGUACCGAUUUGGCUCGAAGAUACAGAAGAGACGUCAUCACUAAAUCGUUUUUUGUUCUCACUAGUGAUACGCAUAAGUCGGAUUCAAUUAACAGCAACGACUGCUGGUUCAUCUGCUGUGCGAUUAGAAACAGGAGCUGUUGUUUUUGAACUAUCAAAUCGGGUACAAAACGUCUCGGGUUCGACUCAAAGUAGCGCCACCGCACGGCUAUUUGGCAAAGCACAAGUCGAUCUUAAUCUCUCCUUGGGUCAAAUCAUUCGAAAUGCGGUUUUCGAAGAAGCUGAAAUCGAGUAUCAACCUGUAGCGUUUUUCAAUACACGAAUCGGGUUGAGAAAUGCGUUUCAAGAUGAGAUUGUUGAAGGUGAGGAUAAGGAAGUGGUGUUGAUUACGUUGAAGCGACCGUUGAUUUAUAUUCAACCGGUGGCGAUUGAUAAAGCGAUUCUUGUGUGGUUGAAUUAUAAAAAUGCCUACGAUUAUUGGAAUGAAAAACGAGCGAAUUUAAAUAAAGAAGUGUUAACAGCGACACAACAAGUCUACGAAAAGUUUCAAUUCGGACAGUUUACAAGUCAGUUGAGUGCCCCCCAUUUAGGGACGCUGUUUUUGCAAUUAACCGUUGAAGACAUGGGCAUUUGUUUGCCGUUGAAUCCGUUACCGUUCACGUGGAAUCAAAGGAAUGUCUACGAGGAGAGUCGGGGGGCGGUGGUGGUCACGUUGGAGAACACGAGCAUUUCAGCGUGUAGUUCCGGUUCGCUUGUCAGUAAGGGAAAAUUCUCGAACUUGUGCCUCCGUUUCGCGGACGAUUUCGAGACGUCCCUUGACGACUGGAAGCCCGACAUGAGCGACUCGUCGAUAAUGAAUUUGUGUGUUGUCAGCGAUGGCACUUAUGAAGUUUGUAGUCGAACAAUUGCGGCCAAACAGCCCAAUGAAAACGCUAAAUGGUUUUUGAACGUUCAAUGGCAGAUGGAAGGUGUCGACAUUCACCUUGAUACCGGUGUCGGUAAACAACUCUCAGCUUUAGGUCACACUUUAACCAUGUUGACGGGGGCAGAAGAGGCUCAAUUACCGAUGGAUUACGACAGUGAUGAUAAUGAACCCAUCGAUGGGACUAGAGUCUCCCAAGAAAGUAUUCUUCCAUCAUUUAUGUUUGACCCAAAUUUGGAUAAUCGCAGCCGUUCGAAACUAAUGGAAAAAGAAAUGAACGAACAAGCGAAAAUCAUCAAUGAUUUACGGACAUUGGGGGCUUCCCAUGGCACAAUCGAACUCGAAAUGAAACGAUUACACGAACUUGAAACCAUUGUUUAUAAAGGUUUUAGACGUGACAUGAUACAAAAACUCCGCCGACAAAGCAUUAAAGCGCAAUCAAUUAAAGGCAAAUUCGGGCUUGGUUCGAAAAGUACUUUCCGUUCCAAGUCUUUUAUGGCACAAAGCCCCACUUUGGAGCGCAAAGACAGUCCUGAUAAAGCCCCUGUUAACACCGGAAGUUAUGAGAGUUCUCCACGAUCGGGGCCAUCACGUUCGGCGUCUCUCCGAGUGCGGAACCCGGAAUUGGGGCCUAAAGUAACAUUCAGUGAUACGAGACAAGCAUCAUUACCGAGUGCCAGUUCUGAGACUCAUUUAGACUGGCCUGAGUAUUUGGAUAUCGACGGAGAGAAGAUUUUGUUGAGGAAGAAAGGAAUCGAUGAUUUUGUACCGUUUCCAGGGACUGUGUCCCAAGCUACGGUGCCUAUGAAAGCACAAGAACCAAAUGUUGAUUUAGAAUUGGACGUGAAGGUGUUUAUAAAUAGCGGAAAGUGUGUUUUACAUACAAAGGAUCCGGUCAAAGAAGAAGAGAUUAAAUUGAAUCGUAUGAGGAAAGAUAGGAGUUGUUCGGCCGGUCUUCUGGAAUUCCCCCCGAGUACGAGCAGUCCCGAUCCCAUCCGACGCAACAAAGACAAACUUCUUGGCCAAUCAAGUGCCUCCCGACUACGCCCCACUCAACAUGCCACACUUGUCGAUCUCACAAUUUUCCACAUUCCAGGCAUGGAUGUAAAAUUACAUUACACGUCGAAAGUUGUCUGUGAAGAUGAUUCGGUACAAAGUCCUGAUUUCGAGAAAGCUUUUAAAUCACCGAUGUGUUUCGACGAAUUAGAGGAAAGUCGAAUUGAUAAAGCUUUUAAACGAGUUGAAAGUCAACCGAUUAAAGUUUCAACAUCGAUGCAUGGAAUAACAAAUCCCAAUUAUGGGUGUAGUCCCACAUCGAGUUUAGAUGACUUGCAAUUCGGUGGAACAUCACCUUUGGAUACGGCUAGAGGGGCAAUGAUGGGGCACAGAAGGCCUGGGGUGAAGAAAGCAUCGUUGUUUGUAUGGAUGACACUACAGAGUGUGCCCGAAGAAACGAUUAUUAGCCCCCAUAUUUUGGAGUUUUUAGAGCAGACGCUCGAGCCCAUCCCGCCCAAGACGAAUUUCAAUACGACAGACACUUCAUUUUUGCCGUCGGACCAAGACCUCACCAACUAUGGUACCUACGUCUACGCUAGUUUCCCCGUCGACGUCAUCGUCUACUUCCACAUGCAACCGAGCACAUUCCGUUUCAGUUGUUUGCCUGUAUCUCGUGUCGAAUGCAUGCUACAACUGCCUUCUCUUGAUAUUGUCUUCAGUUCGAAACGUGCUGAAGACGAGUUGAGUGAAUUUGGUGAUGGGGCCCCCAAUCCGGCCGCCACAGCUGUUGGAGGUCUCAGCGUCACCGGUUGUCUCUCCGACUUUUCCGUCUAUGUUUUUCAUCCAUAUGGUGGUAAAAAAUCGGCACUUAAAGAAGCACAAUGGUCACCGUUGUCCGAUAGCGAACGCAAAGACUCACUUUCGAUUAACGUCGAAUUUGUCAAGUUUCAUCUCUCGCGGUCGCGGAUGUUGAAUUUUAAACAAGAGGGAACGAGUAAAGGGAAAGGGGGUGAUCAUAGCCGAGCCGUGAUACGAUUUUCGACGAUUAUUGAUAUUGGAUCAGCGUCGUUUAAGUAUGAUAUGAGAAGAUUAACGGAGAUUUUAGCAUUCCCGAAAGCUUGGUAUCGACGUUCAAUCGUACGAAGAAUGUUUUUAGGUGAUUUAAGUAUGUCGGCUGUGUAUAGUGAAGAGGAUGAUUCAAUUACAUCACAAGGGUCCCCUAAUACUAUGAAAAAUAGUCACGAGACGAGAAAAAGUGAUAAAUCACCACUUUUAAACAACAAAGAUCGACUCAAAUUGAGUUUAGAUUCAGACGUUUUGAGACAUAAUAAAUUAAAAGAGUUGGGGAGGGCGUUCAGUGGUGAUUCAGGCAAGGAAACACCGAGUCCAUCCGAAUUUAAAAAUUUAACCGCUUGGGAGACCUUAGUCUUGUUUGUGUUUAAUUUCAAAAAGUUGAACGUUCAUAUGAACAUGGGGAAUGUCAUGGGAAACGUUUCAUGGAUGACGAAAGACUUCCGGAGUGACGGCCGUCUCAGUAUCGGCUCCACCGGCCACAAAAACCUCUACAUUGCUUUGGGCCUCGGUGGUUCGAGUCUUGACGCAAAGGGUGGCAUCGUCGGUGGUAAUAUAGAAAUCGCUAAUAUCGACACUUAUGUCCAUAUUCGGGAAGAACCCGAAGUGGAACCUGAUCAUACUGUGGGGCUUCGGCUUCACGCCCUUGAACUCCGUCUUGAUUACAUGGCCACAUCUGUGCUCAUGUGUCGUGUCAGUGACCUUAAUGUCAAUCUACGGGAUGAGUGGAAACUCAGUCGGGCCACAUCACGUGACUCUAUACCAACCCGACGUCCGGCUACGAUUUUCAUGCACGGAAAUUUAACAUGGGACCAACUCCAAGUGAUGAUUUCGAAAUCGACUACAGCCGACUUAUUGAAAAUGUUUAAUAAGCUAGAAGAGUUCUUUUCACAACAGUUUAAUAGUAGUAAACGAGCAUUUAGUGGCUUUGCUGGGUCCUCAAGACCUGCAAGAGUCACACCGCAGAAAAGUCGUGAGUUUCCGACAACGGCAACGAACACGACCGAUGCGAGACAUCAUCGACAUUGGCAGAAAGUGAUGGCGCAAGUCGCUGGAUUGCAAUUGAGUACUAUGGAUGUGCCUUUGCCCCAAUUCGGGACUGUCUUAGGGGGUACAAUGGAAUUGCACGGGAAUAAUAUCUCACUGGCAUGCUUUCAUGGGAUUAAUUUCAAAAGCAAGUCAUGGGCGUUGUUCAGUUUACGUGAACCAUCGAUCACGUUUAAUACAGAAGGACAAGAAAUACCAUCAAAUACAGAAGGUGCACCUCCACCAGACGUUCAUGUUGUUCAAACACUGACGUGCAGUCUCGGUUUAAGCACUUACAAGACUCAUUUAUCAAUGGCCACGGUUUGUAAAGUCAGUCGUAGUGUCAUUUUCCCGCCACAAUUCAAAACGUUACAAGAGUGGUUUCAUUAUGCGUUCGCCAACAGUCAAAUUGAUGAAGUUGAUAAAUUCCCGUCGUUGGAACGGGAGAAAUGCGACGGUAAUAAUUCAAUGGAGCGUGGCCGAAAUAGCACGAAAUUAGCCGAUCCGAACCACAACCGUGAGGUGAUUUUUGCCGUUCCGAGUCUUCAGUUGCACCUCAAAACCGAGCAUUUGCAAUCGGCGACUGUGCCCGACAUUUCGGGGGAAAAACCGACAGUCGAGUGUAGUUUUAUUACAGAGUUUGAGGAUCAUAUUUUCGUGACUGUUGAUGCCGAGGCGUUUUUCUUUCUCCACGAUUUGAUAACGUCCUAUGUUAAGGAGAAGGAGAAAGUGUUGGGUUUUGGGGAAAAACGGAGCAGUGUUGAUUUACAAGAUAAGGGGAAAUUGUCGGAGGGUCAAGCUAAGAAAGGCUCGAUCGAUGUUGAUAUUUUCGCAAAAGACUGGCGUAAUUAUAAUUGCAAAACGUGGCAUUUGGAGCCGACGGUGCGACUUUUAAGUGUCGCGGGGAAGUACAUAGAGCCCUAUGGGAUUGAUUAUAUUUUGCAAAAGUUGGGGUUUUCGCACGCGCGGACUACUAUACCGAAAUGGAUGCAACGAGGGUUUAUGGACCCGUUGGACGCCAUUUUGGCGGUGUUAACUCUACGAAUGGUGCAAGUGGUAAAGGGCGAUGGUAACAAAACCGACAAAGAAACAAAGGCUGUUAAGGAUAAAAACUAGAUUAAGGUGAAUGUUAGUCAAAUUAAUUAUAGAAAAAACAUUUAUUGAGAUUUAGACGUUAAUAAAACAUAAAUAAGCACUCUA
This is a messenger RNA of Tribolium madens (black flour beetle), 14633 nucleotides long. RefSeq names its product transmembrane protein KIAA1109 (gene tweek). The record is from RefSeq and is a predicted model, not a curated record. The transcript is spliced from 27 exons. The coding region runs from base 99 to 14549 and encodes 4816 amino acids. NCBI's taxonomy places the organism in Eukaryota, Metazoa, Arthropoda, Insecta, Coleoptera, Tenebrionidae. Gene Ontology annotation, biological process: synaptic vesicle endocytosis.